Misgurnus anguillicaudatus (oriental weatherfish) is the source of this 3601-nucleotide messenger RNA. Lineage: Eukaryota; Metazoa; Chordata; Actinopteri; Cypriniformes; Cobitidae. The record is from RefSeq and is a predicted model, not a curated record.
GGCGCUCUGCAGCUCUUUAGUCCACAUAUAAACCCACUAAAGAAAGAAAGAAAGAGCUCGUGUGUGAUGUGUUUGUGUAUCCUCAGUGUUUUUCUCUCUUGAGUGUUUUAAACAGAGUCUUGUCUCUGUGUAUUUUAGUGUUGAUGAUGAAUGUGAUGUGCUGUAAAUCAGUAGGAACUGAUCUGUCCAUGCUGGAUAUUGAUGAUUUCAUCACAGAAAUCUCUCAGCUGAAGAAAGAGGUGGCGUUACUGGAGACAAAGCUGAGGUUAAGAGGAGAUGAAGGACUGAAGAGAGAGGACUCCGAGCUCAGUCUGACUUUACUCUGUUAUACUGAGUCAAAGCACACAGACGCUCAGGACACUACAGUGUGUGACAGUAAUCAGGACUUACAGGAUGAUGAAUCUACUGAUCAAACCUCCACAGAGUCUCUGGAUUCUGUCUGUAACGCUGGAGAACAGCAGCAGAUCCUGCAGACCAAACCCGAGAUGUGUUCAGUCAAACUGGAGGACUGCUCGAACCUCAUGAUGGACAUCAAAACUGAACAUACAGCAGAUGAAUAUGAAGACAAACACAAUGAUGAUUAUGAUUUUAUCCAUUCAGAUGUGAAGAGUGAAUUAUGUUUGGAUGGAGAAAUAACGUCCUCGACUCUUUCCUGCAUCACCGAUGGAGAGACAUUGAGCUCACAGAGACAUUUAGAGAGACAACACACGGAACAAAAACACUUCACCCACACCAGAUCUGAGAUCAGCUUUAAUACCUUACAAGAGAAGAAACUUCAUUCAGAAGAGCACAGAGAGAAGAAGAAGAAAUUUCACUGUCAACAUUGUGGGAAGAAUUUUGACUUUUUAUGUCAGCUGAACAGUCACAUGAGGACACACAGUGAUGAAAAGCCUUUCUACUGCACUGAAUGUGGCUAUUACUUCAUCACCAAAGGAACUCUUGAUGUUCAUCAGAGAAUUCACACAGGAGAAAAACCAUACGAGUGUCCUCACUGUGAGAAGAGAUUCAGCCACAAACCUUAUCUGAAGAAACAUAUGCUUAUACACACCAAUGAGAAACCGUAUCAGUGCAGUGAAUGUGGAAAAACCUUUAGGAAUUCAAGGUUAUUAAAAUCACACCAGAAUAUUCACUCUGAAGAGAAACUCUUUCAAUGUUCACACUGUGAUAAACGUUUUUGUCAUAAAUCUAGUCUUAUAAUCCAUGAGAGACUUCACACUGGAGAGAAACCUCAUCACUGCAGUGUUUGUGGGAAGAGUUUUAACCAACGUGUCAGUUUAGUAAAACACCAGAGAAUUCACACUGGAGAAAAACCUUACAAAUGCUCUCAAUGUGAGAAGACGUUUGCUCAAGCAGGCAAUUUAAAAGCCCAUGAGAGAGUUCAUACUGGAGAGAAACCUCAUCAGUGUAGUGUUUGUGGGAAGAAUUUUAAUCAACAUGAACAUUUAGUGAGACACCAGAGAACUCAUACAGGUGAAAAACCUUACAAAUGCUCUCAGUGUAAUAAGAUGUUUGCUCAUUCAGCUUCCUUAAAAGCCCAUCAGAGACUUCACACUGGAGAGAAACCUUACGUCUGCUCUCAUUGUGGAAAGAGCUUCUCUGAUCCAUCUAGUUUUAGAGUUCAUCAGAGAGUUCACACUAGAGAGAAACCUCAUCACUGAAGUGUUUGUGGGAAGAGAUUAGGCAAUGAGCUAGCUUUCUAAAGCACGAGAGAACUCAUACAGGUGAAAGACUUUACAAAUGCUCUCAGUGUGAGAAGAUAUUUACUCAGUCAAGUAAUUAAAGUCCAUGAGAGAGUUCAAACAGGAGAGAAACCUUUAUGUCUGCUCGAUUUGUGGAGAGAGAUUCUUAUUCUGGAAGUCUUCAGCAUCAUCAGAAGAAACACGCUAAAGAACAAACUACACUGAAAUCAUUGUAGUGCUUGUCUUGACACACUGGUUGUGUAUAUUCGAUGAGAAUAUUUGAUUCGAUAAUGUACUAGAACAAAAACUAUUUAUUUCUAUGAAUGACUUUACAUUGAUCUUGGUUAUUUGUGGUGCCAAAAGCAAAGAUUUAGUUCUCAUUGCCAGGUAACAUUUAUAAACUCUCUAAAGUUGUACUAUUAAUGGUUUUUGUUUCAUUGAUCAAUGUAUUACUUGUUCAAAAUAAUAGCAGUACAAUGUGACUAACCAGAAUAAUCAAGGUUUUUAGUAUAUUUUUUAUUGCUACGUGGCAAACAAGUUACCAGUAGGUUCAGUAGAUUCUCAGAAAACAAACAAGACCCAGCAUUCAUGAUAUGCACGCUCUUAAGGCUGUGCAAUUGGGCAAUUAGUUGAAAGGGGUGUGUUCAAAAAAUAGCAGUGUCUACCUUUGACUGUACAAACUCAAAACUAUUUUGUACAAACAUUUUUUUUCCUGUGAAUCACUAAACUAAUAUUUAGUUGUAUGACCACAGUUUUUUAAAACUGCUUGACAUCUGUGUGGCAUGGAGUCAACCAACUUGUGGCACCUCUCAGCUGUUAUUUCACUCCAUGAUUCUUUAACAACAUUCCACAAUUCAUUCACAUUUCUUGGUUUUACAGCAUUUUUGAUAUCACCCCACAAGUUCUCAAUUGGAUUAAGGUCUGGAGAUUGGGCUGGCCACUCCAUAACAUUAAUUUUGUUGGUUUGGAACCAAGACUUUGCCCGUUUACUAGGGUGUUUUGGGUCAUUGUCUUGUUGAAACAACCAUUUCAAGGGCAUAUCCUCUUCAGCAUAGGGCAACAUGACCUCUUCAAGUAUUUUAACAUAUGCAAACUGAUCCAUGAUCCCUGGUAUGCGAUAAAUAGGCCCAACACCAUAGUAGGAGAAACAUGCUCAUAUCAUGAUGCUUGCACCUCCAUGCUUCACUGUCUUCACUGUGUACUGUGGCUUGAAUUCAGAGUUUGGGGGUCGUCUCACAAACUGCCUGUGGCCCUUGGACCCAAAAAGAACAAUUUUACUCUCAUCAGUCCACAAAAUGUUCCUCCAUUUCUCUUUAGGCCAGUUGAUGUGUUCUUUGGCAAAUUGUAACCUCUUCUGCACAUGCCUUUUUUUUAACAGAGGGACUUUGCGGGGGAUUCUUGAAAAUAGAUUAGCUUCACACAGACGUCUUCUAACUGUCACAGUACUUACAGGUAACUCCAGACUGUCUUUGAUCAUCCUGGAGGUGAUCAUUGGCUGAGCCUUUGCCAUUCUGGUUAUUCUUCUAUCCAUUUUGAUGGUUGUCUUCCGUUUUCUUCCACGUCUCUCUGAUUUUGCUCUCCAUUUUAAGGCAUUGGAGAUCAUUUUAGCUGAACAGCCUAUCAUUUUUUGCACCUCUUUAUAGGUUUUCCCCUCUCCAAUCAACUUUUUAAUCAAAGUACGCUGUUCUUCUGAACAAUGUCUUGAACGACCCAUUUUCCUCAGCUUUCAAAUGCAUGUUCAACAAGUGUUGGCUUCAUCCUUAAAUAGGGGCCACCUGAUUCACACCUGUUUCUUCACAAAAUUGAUGACCUCAGUGAUUGAAUGCCACACUGCUAUUUUUUUGAACACACCCCUUUCAACUAAUUCAACUAAUUGCCCAAUUGCACAGCCUUAAGAGCGUGCAUAUCAUGAAUGCUGGGUC